UUGACAUCCUCCGGUACAUUAGAGCGAGCGCGCGACAGUCUUUCACUUAGAGCUGCGCGUGAAGGGACAACAGCAGCCAAUCUGAUUGAACACACGCACGCUCAUAAUUCCCGAAGCUGCUCUCGCGCACUCUUUCCCUCAGAGCGCAGUUCUGCUGACUCAGUGCCUUAUCGAAGCGAACCAGUUCCUCGCCACCGAAACAGAGCUGAGACGCACCAGUCACCGCAACAACCCCAGCCAUGGCCAAAACUGCUAUCGCAUACAAAGAGAAGAUGAAGGAGCUUUCCCUCGUCUCCCUCAUCUGCUCCUGUCUCUACCCAGAGGCGCGCAAGAACCUCAUGAGCGAGUUUGAAGACAUGGAGGUUAAGCCCAUUAACAAGCGAGCUUCUGGCCAGGCCUUUGAGGUCAUCCUGAAGCCACCCUCUCCCACGGCUGACGGGGGCUACAGCAUCUCUUCACCUCCUAAGAAGAGGGACAUGUCUCUGGAGGACAUCCAGAAGAAGCUGGAGGCCGCAGAGGACAGGAGGAGAUCCCAGGAGGCUCAAGUCCUGAGGGCUCUGGCUGAGAAACGUGAUCAUGAGCGGGACGUCCUGCUGAAAGCCAUGGAGGAGAACAGCAACUUCAGCAGGAUGGCAGAGGAGAAACUCAUCAUGAAGAUGGAACAGAACAAGGAGAACCGUGAGGCCUACCUUGCCGCCAUGCUGGAACGGCUGCAUGAGAAGGAGAAGCACGCUCAGGUGGUGCGCAGAAACAAAGAGCUGAUGGAAGAGUUGACAGCAUGAGCACAUCUCUCUACACCCACCGUCCCAUCACCCCACCCCCUCUCCCAAUACCCGUGCGACCUCCCGUCCCCAGAGAGACCCCCUCUCCCCCUGCCACCGCAGCCCUGUGCAGAAAAGAGCCUCUGGCACCCCACCCCCCCUGCCCUGCCCCGCCCAGGCCAAAAGAAUCAACCCUGCCCCUCUCACCAACAGCAUCCUCCCCAUUAUAGCCCAUAAGACAAAAGGAGCAGUCCAUUAGUUCAGAAAAAGAAAAAUGUUUUUGAUCAAUUUGAAACCAGUCAAAGUGGGUGUGUUUUUUUUUUGUAAAUACUUCCUAUUUGUUUUAUAUGAGACGAUGAAAAGUAUUGCGGUGUGCCAUUUUAUAAGUUUCUCUCUCUGUAUUCUUAUCUUUAAGUGGAUGUACCCCCCUCUCUCUCUCUUUCAGAUCUGCUACAGUUUUUCUUGUACCGGGCUUUGGUGUUUGUGAGUUUGCUGGCUAGCUGACAUUUGCAACGUCUUCUCUAGACCCAAUGAUCAUGUUUGUGUCUCUAUGUCCAUGUGGAGAGAGUAAAAGCCGUCACAGUACAGUACACACAGCUCUAACCGGUCACUAACAUAGCAUUUACAAGAAUCUCUAGCUCUUUCUUUAUACAUUCAUCUGGUAUAUAGUCACAAAACACAGACACACACACAUAUGGACCAGGUCAGCAUGAUUUAGUAAAAAAAAAAUCACAUAAAAAAAAUCACUAGUUUGACCAUAGGGUUGCAUUUAUGCUGACAGCUUAACAUCAAGUUAACCUUGAGUUCUUAUCUUGAGAAUCACAGUACUGAAGUUCUCCCAUUCUAAUUCUUGAACGAUUUUCAGGUUGAUAUCUGGUAAUAAAAUGGACAUUGCAAGAUGAUGAUCUGUGUAAGUGUGUGUGUCUGUGUCAAGAGCAGUGUGGGUAGACGGUGUUAUAAUGUGCCAUAGCUAUUGCUUUAAUGUCAUAAACCUGCCCACAGCCUACCCUCAUAUUUCUCUUCCAGCUGUGUGUUUUAUUCCCUUCACAUGUAACUUUGGGAGCAAGCUGUGGUGAAUAAAGGCUUGGGUUUCUUGGAAUGACAA
Molecule: messenger RNA, 1866 nt
Organism: Pimephales promelas (fathead minnow)
Lineage: Eukaryota; Metazoa; Chordata; Actinopteri; Cypriniformes; Leuciscidae
Source: RefSeq, a predicted model, not a curated record